This is a messenger RNA of Ipomoea triloba (trilobed morning glory), 1683 nucleotides long. RefSeq lists its product as uncharacterized. The record is from RefSeq and is a predicted model, not a curated record. Lineage: Eukaryota; Viridiplantae; Streptophyta; Magnoliopsida; Solanales; Convolvulaceae. Gene Ontology annotation, cellular component: piccolo histone acetyltransferase complex. The coding region runs from base 1 to 1365 and encodes 454 amino acids. Gene Ontology annotation, biological process: regulation of transcription by RNA polymerase II. The transcript has 12 exons.
AUGAGUAGACUAUCAAUUAGACCCCGUCCCCUUGACUUUAACAAGAAGCUGCCCAUUGUAAAAUCUGUAAAGGAUUUCGAGGAUGAUAUCGACACACCUACCAAUACCCGCAACUCCCAAUUUCUCCGGCUUGCAGCUGAAGCUCCAGACCCGGAGGUGCAGCAAGUUUCUGCCAAGAAAUUGGCUUCUGAAAUUCCUACUCCAGAGUAUGUAAUUGUAGAUACAUAUGAAAGAGACUAUUCUCGCACUUUCACUCAGCCAACAUCAUAUAUACAUGCAAGGGGAGCUCGGGCUGAAAUUGGAGAGUUUGUGGAGUAUGAUCUUGACAAUGAAGAUGAAGAUUGGCUUCAUGAGUUCAAUAAAGAAAGGAAGAUCCUUCCUGCUGAAAAACUUGAGAUAAUCCUGUAUAAAUUGGAAGUUUUAGAUCACAAGGCUCGGGAAAGAGCAGGAGUAAUUACACCAACUCUUGUAUCACAUAUCCCCGUGCUUCUCAGUUUUGAUGCUGCCAUUGAGGCUUUGCAAUCUAUUUCCACAACAUAUGGAGUUUUUCAGUCUAUAUAUAGCUACUGGAAAGAAAAGCGGGAACAUUGGCAGAAGCCCAUUCUUCGGCGCUUACAGCCACCUCCACCUGUUAAUGAUACCAACCCAUAUAAUGUAUUUAGGCCUAGGGAAAAGGCUCACAGACUCCACACAAGAAGGAUGCAAAGGAGGGAAAACAAUGUUCAAUCAUUUGAAAAGCUUCGCCAGGUUAGACGCAACCUUGAACAAGCAAAGACCAUUCUUGAGGCUCUCGUCAAGAGAGAAGAGAAAAAGAGAGAAGUUAUGGAGAGUGAAAUUAGCCUUCAGAGACUUCAAAUGAAACAUAAGAAUGAAACUGAGCUUCUUGAAGAUAGCUUCGCCCUACCAGGAUUUCAUUCCUUUCAAAGCAAGGUUGGUUCAAGUGAGGAUGAGUUUGUUGACUCGGAUGAUGUUGCUGUUGGCCGUCCAUAUGCUCGGCCUUCUAUGGUACAAUCUAUGCCUUUCACAGACUCAAAGAUGGUGGCAGUUUCCACUGGAAACGUAAGACGGGACUUCAAACGACGCCAGACCCCAUAUGGAUGGCUCCAAAAAUUGGAUCCUAAUGAGCCAGUUCUGCUGUUCACAAAACCUCUGGAUCCCGAGAAACUGGCAGCUGCAGGCAUUAAGCCACCAACAGAUUCAUCAAUGGCCAAUGGCAUACUAGGACGCUCAUUAAAUUUGCGUGGACGAAUUGGCAGGGGUGGCCGACUGGUGUUUGACAGAUGGAAUCCACUUAUGCAUACUCCAAUCGAGUGCGGCGAUUCUUUAUACCUACCACCAAAGCCCCGACCAGCCACUCAUCGCUGAUAUUAAUGUUAUUUCCAGUUCUUGAACUUGGAAGAGUAUGCUUGUGCAACUAGCAUUGUAUUCUCAAGGUUCCCUUUGUACAAUUAGUGGUAUUGUCUUGUUUUUUCGAGGCUAGUGGGUAGAAAGGAACAUGAUGUUUGAAGUAAAUGCUUAGAUAGUGUAUGCUUUGUUGUAAAUGAUUGGAAUUGCAUCAAAGGGAGGUAGCAUAGCAUAGCAUAAUUUCUCUAUUGCUGUAAAUUAUGACAUUUUAAUUCUCUUUCUCAUCAGUUUCUCUUGGACCUUGAAAUUAUGCCAACCUAUAUUGGGCAUUUUCUACAA